This is a messenger RNA of Pungitius pungitius (ninespine stickleback), 1908 nucleotides long. Its product is annotated as equilibrative nucleoside transporter 1-like. The record is from RefSeq and is a predicted model, not a curated record. Gene Ontology annotation, molecular function: nucleoside transmembrane transporter activity. Bases 217 to 1563 code for a protein of 448 amino acids. Gene Ontology annotation, biological process: nucleoside transmembrane transport; uridine transmembrane transport. The transcript has 14 exons. Gene Ontology annotation, cellular component: plasma membrane. Lineage: Eukaryota; Metazoa; Chordata; Actinopteri; Perciformes; Gasterosteidae.
GCUAUCGGGUCUGCAGUGACGGAGAUGCGACACAGCCAGUGAGUUUUGCUGCCGAAAGAGAGGCGAGAAAAAAAACGGACUCGUGAACAUUGUGUGCGCACGGGGCGAAGGAGCGUCUCCAAUGUGACGUCAUCACUGGUCGCUCGGUAAUCGGACCUGGUGCCUUCCUAAUCAAACCCCGACUGAGCUCGUGCCUCUAACCGUCUAACGGCAAACAUGACGGUCAUCAACGCACCGAGAGACAAAUACCAUGCCGUGUGGAUCAUUUUCUUCAUCCUGGGUUUGGGAACCCUCUUGCCCUGGAAUUUCUUCAUGACCGCAACUAUGUACUUCACCAGCAGGCUGAAGGAGCCGUCCGCCGACCCCACCCCCCCCCCGUCGCUGGGCAACAACAACGACACCUCGGAUGGCGGAGACACUCGCAACGUGCUGGAGUCCAAGUUCAACAACGUGAUGACGCUGUGCGCCAUGGUGCCGCUGCUCAUCUUCACCUGCCUCAACUCCUUCCUCCACCAGAGGGUGCCUCAGAAGCUUCGGAUCAUCGGCAGCCUCGCCGUCAUCUUCGUGGUUUUCCUGUUGACGGCGGUGCUCGUCAAGGUGGACGUGGCUCCGCUGCCCUUCUUCACCCUCACCAUGGUCAAAAUUAUCUUCAUCAACUCGUUCGGGGCGAUCCUUCAGGGCAGCCUGUUCGGCCUGGCAGGGAUACUGCCCGCCUCCUACACCACCCCCAUCAUGAGCGGACAGGGGCUGGCCGGCACCUUCGCCGCUCUCUCCAUGAUCUGCGCUCUGGGCACCGGAUCGGCCCUGACGGACAGCGCUUUUGGUUACUUCAUCACAGCCUGCGUCGUCAUUCUUCUGGCCAUAAUGUCCUACCUCGCUCUGCCCAGGAUGGAGUUCUUCCAGUACUACAUGGCGAGCCACGGAUCCGCACCCCCCGCUGACGAGGAUAACAAUAUGGACUUACUACAAAAAGAAAGAGAAGAGAAGAGGCCGGUGGUGAGUCUGGGGGAGGACGAGGCCAGACCCACCGUGUCCGUCAUCAACAUCUUCAAACAGAUCUGGGUGAUGGCCCUGUCGGUGUGCUUCAUCUUCACCGUCACCAUCGGGACGUUCCCGGCCGUAACCGUGGAGGUGAAGUCGACUGUUGCUAACGGGGGCAAAUGGGAAACGUACUUCAUCCCCGUGUCGUGUUUCCUCCUCUUCAACCUGAUGGACUGGGCCGGCAGGAGCCUGACGGCCGUCUGCAUGUGGCCGGGUAAAGACAGCGUGGUGCUUCCUGUCAUGGUGGGCCUGCGGCUAGUCUUCGUCCCCCUCUUCAUGCUGUGCAACGUCCAGCCUCGUUACUACCUCCCCGUGUGGUUUGCCCACGACGCCUGGUACAUCAUCUUCAUGAUCGUCUUCGCCUUCUCCAACGGAUACCUGGCCAGCCUCUGCAUGUGCUUCGGACCCAAGAAGGUGCCCGCGCAUGAGGCGGAGACGGCGGGGGCCAUCAUGGCCUUCUUCCUGUCCCUCGGCUUGGCGCUGGGCGCCGGGAUCUCCUUUGCUUUCCGGGCCAUGAUCUGAAGACUCCAGCAGACCCUCCCUCCCUCUCCUCCUCCGGUAGAUGUAGAUUAGAACCCCGCCCUAAAAACACUACGCCUGCCUUCACUUCAGUGGGGACAGCAGAUCGGAGGACCCGUCUCAUCCAGACAGUACAACCUGAAACAUGUUACGCAAUAUUUAGUAGUAUUCUUCCGAGCGCCGCUUAAACUCGAUGCCGUUAAUCCCGAGUUCAGAAUGCAACCAGGUGACCAAAAACCAAAUGUGUAAAGAACUCGUCGUGUCUUCCACCAGGAGCCUCAUUAGUAACAUAUGAUAGAACAAUGUAGUUAUGGGAAAAUAUACAUUUGUGUGUAGUUUUUUUUUUUU